GUCCCACGUGGGUCCAAAACUCUAAUAAAUACAUUUCCUCCCCAAUCUCGAAAAGCUGUUGGGUGUUCCUUGCUGUAAAUCUCACUGCCAGAGCCUUGGGCUGCUAAGAGCAGAAGCCGACUGCACGAUGCUGAGCUCGGGUCUUCCCCCCGUUUUCCUGGUGCUCACAGUGCUGGAGCUGAGCUGGUCCCUGAGUGAGGAAGAAAAGAAGAUAAUCCUGGAUGAGCAUAAUAGAUACCGCUCCCAGGUCUCUCCUCCUGCCAGGGCUAUGAUGAAGUUGACCUGGGACACCGAGCUGGAGGCUGAUGCUCAAUCCCAUGCAGAGAAGUGCAUCUGGGAGGACGAGGAGAGUGGCGGACACAAGGAAAACCUCUUUGCUAUGGCCCCAGCCCUGGACCUCAAACAUGCUGUGGCAGAAUGGAACGGGGAGAGGAAAUUCUACAACUUAUUAACAUCCACAUGUCUCCCUGGGCAGAUGUGUGGCAACUACAAACAGGUGGUCUGGGCAGACACGGAACACAUUGGCUGUGGGGCAAAGCUUUGUGAGAAGAUCGAAGGAAAGGAAACAGAGAACAUGCACCUGCUGGUUUGCAAGUAUUUUCCCCGGGGUAAUGGGAGUAUCCGAAAGCCCUACUGGAAAGGACCCCCGUGCUCAAUGUGUCCCAAGGGCACAGUCUGUGUGAACAACCUGUGUGAACGGGAGACAGAUCAGCCCACGACUGGAGCCGCCAGUACCUGCUCGGGGCUUUCACUCUUCCUCCUCCCCAGUGCCAUCCUGGUGGGCCUUCUGCUUUGAAUGGUCUUUCUCAGCUCUCCCUGCUCCAGUCACCAAGGCUUUCUUCAGCACUGGUUGUUCCACAACCCUGCUGGGCUCAGGAGACCCCUCAGACAGUUUGGGCUGACACCUCCCUUCUUACGCUGCCUUAUCUGCUCCAGCCCUGGCGAGCCUUCCUGAGGAGACUAAGGGCAGGAGGGUGUCUGCCAUAACACUGGUGACAUUGGACACUUCUCCUUUCUUCCUGGCCAGCCUGGGCUUCUGUUCCAUUUGCAAGGUGGGAGUGGUGAGCUGUCCCCCAGCCGUGUGGCCGGCAGGCCCCGCCGCACCGUGUCCCCAGGGACAGCAGGAUGGCUUGGAAACCCAAGUGGCAACAAGACAUGGUAGUUGGCUUUAGUGUUUUUUCAGGACGAGCCUCCAGCAACAAUGCUCUCUUCCCCUCUCCAUAUGUCUGUUUGUCUCAGAUUUGGGCAAGUUUCAUCUCUUUCCCUUUUUGUCCAGUAAGAAUCCAAUAUGAGGAUUUCUAUUUCCCUCCUGGUUCUGGUGUAACUUUGGCCAAUACUACCCAGAUAUUCUCCCUGCUGCUCCUCACACCCUUGCAGCCCUUGCCUCCUCCCUCUCUCCUGUCUCUGCCCCAUGUCCCACUCCUCAGUUAUUGCCAUUAUCCAUUGCCACAGCUUUAUUUUACACCUGUGCCUUCACCUUUGUGCACGCACAGAAGAGAAACCUUAAGCCCUGAGAGGAGCCACCAUCUCCUUUGCACAGCUUUCCCUUGCAAGGCUUCCUUUCUUCUUUCUUCUUUGUAUAACUGAAGUGUAAUUCAAUUUAAAUACAGA
Pipra filicauda (Wire-tailed manakin) is the source of this 1611-nucleotide messenger RNA. RefSeq names its product peptidase inhibitor 16-like. The record is from RefSeq and is a predicted model, not a curated record. The transcript is spliced from 5 exons. Bases 128 to 796 code for a protein of 222 amino acids. Lineage: Eukaryota; Metazoa; Chordata; Aves; Passeriformes; Pipridae.